UUUUAUGUACUUUUUGUCUUCGCUUGAAUUGAAUUGAAUUUACGAAUUCCGAUUCCGAAUCACUUGUGUGUUGAAUUAGAUUGUUGCAUCGUAUUUGUUGAAGGAAAAUGUUUUAUUUAUUCCAAAGAGUUGUUAUUUAUAAAAAUUAUAAUAAAUAGUUACAAAGUGCAAUUAUGAAAUAGUAAUUUUCAUAUUAUCAUAAUAUGGGAAACGAAGCUUCCAAUCUCAGUGGUUUAGAGGUUUACGAGAAGGCUUGUGAUUGUACUGAUUUCUGGUCUCACUAUCAAGCCAGUGUUAAAGAUAGUUGUAGAUAUUUUAGUGUAAAUGGAAAUGGUUUAAUUUCUGUCUUUAAAGGAGAAAUCGGGUCUCUAGGACCUUUGUGGACUGUGUCAACACCAUUAGAAAAAUUUUGUAAUAAUAUAUUGAAAUAUCGGCAUCCAUUUAUUGUUCGGUAUAUAUCAUCCUGGCUACAAAGAUCUACAUUUCAUUUGGCAACUGAAUAUGUUCAGCCUCUGGCACACAAGUUAACAUCCCAGACUCCAUUGCAAAAGUGUAUAGGUCUGAAUAACAUCUUGCAAGCAUUAGUAUUUUUACAUGAACAUGGUCAAGUGUCUCAUAACAAUGUAUGUAUAUCAUCAAUAUAUAUAUGUGGUGAUGAUCAAUGGAAGCUAGGUGGCUUACAAUAUUUAUGCAGCUUCUCAGAAUUAACAUCUACAUAUCUUAAGCAAGCAAGAUUACACAGGUAUGAUAAAGCAAUAGAUCCAAAUGAAGAGUCAAGUGAAUAUACCGCAACAAUAGACCAGUAUGCCUUUGCAGUUUUGGUUGAUGAAGUUCUAAAUGGAUGCAAAGAUGAUGACAUUCCUCAUUUAAAGGAUUUUAAAACAUAUUGUAGAGAGUGUCUACAAAAUUCUGAGAGUACAAAAAGGCCUAAGCUCUCCGCUGUUUUGCAGCAUAACUUUUUUAACCAUGAGUUUAUAUUGUUACAUAAGUUUUUAAGUUUUCUUGCUCUUAAGACGGAAGAUGAAAAAGGAGAGUUCUUUUCUAAUAUUUUGGACCAUCUUAAAUGUUAUGAUGAAGAAACAGUGGCUAAGCAAUUCGGAGGAUUGUUGUUAUCAAGACUAGUUUUGCUGGACCAUACUGCCAGGGUUAAUGUCAUACCAUAUAUUCUUAAGCCUAGAAACGAUAGACAAAAAAAUUGUGAGCAAAAUGGCUUUUUUAGCCUGAGUAUUUUUAAAGAUCACCUGAAACCAAGAUUACUUCAGUUGUUUUCAGUUAGAGAUAGUCAAAUUAGAAUGAUUUUAUUGACACACUUUUCAAAGUAUGUGAAUGUAUUUUCUCAUGAGGAACUCUCGCAACAAAUUUUACCAGAGCUCUUACUUGGCAUCAAAGAUAUUGAUGACAAUCUUGUGUCGUCUACACUGCAGUGUUUGAGUGAACUGGUACCAAUAUUAGGCGCUGAAACUGUUAUUGGUGGUAAGAGAUCUAGAAUUUUUACUGAUGGAAGGCCUAACUCAAAUUCAGUUGUUAAAAAGGAAGGUAAUCAUGUGAAUUAUAAUGGUUGUAAUAAUUUGAAUGAGUUCAGUUGUUCAGAGAAUGUAUACAAAAAUGUUAUCAAUCAAACAAUAUAUGAUGCAGCACUCUCUCUGAAUGAAAGACCUUCUCCUGUUGGUGGUGAGUCUAUUGAUGUUGAGAAUAUCUCAAUACUAGAAAAUAGCAAAAAAACAGGGGAAGCAGAAAAUUGGGAUGAGUGGGACAAUGACAGUCGAGAAACUACUUCGGAAGUAUUUAAUGAAUUUAAAAUGAAUGAAAACUUUAUUGAUAUCCCUUUAACUAAUAACGAAAAGGCAAUCGACACCUGUAGUUACCAGUAUGAAAAAUCGAAAACACAUUUACUGCAACGGGCAGCAAUUGAAGCUAAAAAGAAUAUUAUUGAUAUCUCGGAGUUGGAUAUAAAAAAUACAAAAGAACAAAUGAAAAAAAAUGUAGACGACGUUGAUUAUUUUGCUGACAUGACUCCUGUGAUUGAGAAACAAAACAUUAUUGUUUUGAGUGAUAACAACAUCAGUAGUAAAUUUAAUUUUGUACCAAGCAUUGAAAAUGAUGACAACGAGGGUUGGGGCGAAACUUGGAAUGAUUGAUAGAAAUAAUACAAAAGUCACAUUGCAUGGUUAAGAAUUAUAUUAUAAUAAGUAUAGGAUGUAAAUAAUAUUGAUAUUUAUUAUGUAAUAAAUCAUAAAUUAUGUACCCACA
Molecule: messenger RNA, 2250 nt
Organism: Leptidea sinapis
Lineage: Eukaryota; Metazoa; Arthropoda; Insecta; Lepidoptera; Pieridae
Product: protein-associating with the carboxyl-terminal domain of ezrin
Exons: 7
Coding region: 204-2138 (644 amino acids)
Source: RefSeq, a predicted model, not a curated record